Drosophila rhopaloa is the source of this 1133-nucleotide messenger RNA. RefSeq lists its product as uncharacterized. The coding region runs from base 4 to 951 and encodes 315 amino acids. The record is from RefSeq and is a predicted model, not a curated record. The transcript has 2 exons. NCBI's taxonomy places the organism in Eukaryota, Metazoa, Arthropoda, Insecta, Diptera, Drosophilidae.
GAAAUGGCAACCGACGGCAGUUGGCCUAUACUGCUUCUGUUGCUCACAGCACUGGCCAUCAUUCAGGCAGAGAACCUGAGUGAGUCCACGCCAAGCACUGAGGAGGAUUAUAAUGGCAGCACUAGUCCGAGUCCGCCGCUGGAAGAGACCACCAAUCGCUUGACAGCCCAGGUGGAACCCUUCAACAAGGUCGAUGGUGGUCAGGAGCAGUACGAUGUGAUCGAUGUGAUGGCCUCCACGGGCACGGUGGCGGGCAAGCAGAAGAGUGGCCAGACCACUAGGAUCUACACCACCGGCGACGUGGACGAUAGGUUCUGGCUGAAGCACCUCGGCGAGGACUUCAAGCAUGCCAUCCAUCUGCAGGUGGGCGGCACCAACGAGGAAUACAACCGCCUGAUCAACCAGACCAACCAGAAUGGUGUCCACGAGGAGGUGCAUCACGAGUACUUGCCGGGUGCUGAGAGACCUGGCAGUGGAGCUCCUCCACCGCAUCCUCUUCCUCCUGCUCGCCAAUCCCGACCAGCUUAUCGCCAGGGUUUCGACAACCGAGCCAUGGCCAUGAAGCAGCAGUAUCUCAUCAACCAGCAGACCCAGCAGUCACAUCCUUCCCAGCAGCGAUACAAUUAUGCCCACCAGCACACACAACACUAUGCACAACCUGCGGCACAACAACACACCCAUCAAUACCCACAACAAACACCACACAGAAACACCUACACAAAGCCACAGAGCUACAAGCCCCAGAGCUACAUCAUCAACUCUAGCGAGGACCAGCUGCACGCCGCCCAAUCGAACACGGCGCCAGUGCGAUCUGGUGGAGGAGAUCCACCCAAAUACGAGGAGGAGGUGGACUCCUUUGGCUCCCAGCUCAACUUCAAGUCGCCCUUCAACGACUACGGCAGUCGACCCACGCGAGAUCUCACCUAUCUACUCUUCAAACGGGGUCUCUGAAAUGGGAAUGCCACUUUGCUAAACAUAAGACUUGCGGUCCCCAGUCCAUUGAGUUCUAUAAAUGGGGCUGAGCCACACCCACCCACAGCACACACUCCACACACACACACACAACACAAACCACACAAACACUGAGAUUAAGGGAAUUACUACAACUAAUAAACAGAAAAAAUAAAUCAAAA